Molecule: messenger RNA, 1227 nt
Organism: Fusarium keratoplasticum
Lineage: Eukaryota; Fungi; Ascomycota; Sordariomycetes; Hypocreales; Nectriaceae
Exons: 1
Coding region: 1-1227 (408 amino acids)
Source: RefSeq, a predicted model, not a curated record
AUGUCUUCGUCCACAGGGAACGCGCCAGCGCAGCAGGUGCCAGCAUGGAAGAGACUGGGCCUCAAGCUCAAGCAGCCAUCUGCUGCAUCCGAGCCCGCAAGCACCCAAAGCUUUGGGCACCCAAGCACAAGCACCACCCAUUCGGCCACAAAGAGAAAACUCGACGCCCCGCAGCCUUCCAAUUCCUCCCAGGUUGCUAAGCGACCACGCCAGCAUGAGACCACGGCAGACCGGAAUGGACAAUUAAAGAGGCAGAAGUCGGUCACCUUUGCCGACACACCUUCCAGGAGCACAAACGCCGGCGUCGCCUCCAAGUUCAACACCCCGACAAAGACCCCCAAGCAGAGCAAGGCCAAGAGCAAAGGCCCCGCCAAGAAGGAAAAGCCCCAGGCUCCCACGGACCUCAAGCCUGCCUUGGAGCACCUGAGACUCUGGAAGACGGCUCGCGAUAGCUGGAAGUUCAACAAGAUCCAUCAGAGCAACCUCGUCAAGCACGUUUUCGAUGCCGACAAAAUCCCCGCCGCCGACAUCGACGCCUUCUACGACUACAUCCAAGACUUGAAGGGCUUCGUAAGGAUGCGCCUGCGAGAUACUGCUCGGGAGAUUAGGGACCAGGACCAGUCCGAGGGGGCAAAGGCCUUCCCCGAGGGAACCAAGGAUCUCGAGGCCACUCAGCAACGAUAUGAGACGGUACUUGCCAAGUAUUUGGAGAACCAACCCGUAGGGACCAAGAGGAAGGGCUUCACAGAGGUUGACUACCUCUCUGAUUCAGACGAUGAUGCCAUUAUUAUCCAGCGGCUUGUCAAGCGCAUGAGAGCUGAGCUGAUCCUCGAGGAGCUGUCCGACAGCGAUGACACCGAGACCAGCACGACAUCCUCUCAAACCAUCACCGCCAGCGACAACAACGCCACGACGACUACAGAUGCUGAUAAGCGUGUCAAGCUCAAUGACGGCACUGGAAAGCGGAAGCGGAAGUUGCGUGUCAACAUGGACGACAGCGACACCAGCAGCUCUGAGUCGGAAUCUGACUCUGACUCUGAUUCAGACGGCGACUCUGAUACGAGCAGCAGCGGAAGCUCGUCGUCCGAGUCCGAGUCGGAGAAUGAAGGUCCUGCUCGGCCUUACCGACGUCCAGGUGAAGAGGACUCGAGCGACUCUUCAUCGUCUUCAGACGACACCAGUUCGGAGGAGGAGGACUCGAGCGAGGACGAGUCAGAUGAUGAGUGA